AUGAGCGAGCCUGACCCGCAGGAACUGGGCGCAGAGGUGGUCAGCGGAUUGGUGGCGACCAAUGACGACCGCCUGGAGAUGAUCAACGCCGAGUACACGAACCUGUGCCGGGAUCUAAAUAUGGACCGACAGACAGAGCUGCAGGGCUACGAGACGUACUUAGAGGUGUCCCAGAGGUGCUCCAUGGAGGGCACAGCCAGCCACUGGAUGUGCUGCGCCAUUUACACGGCCUGCCGAAGAACCAGCACACCCACGGUGACUGGCCAGAAUGCAGUGGUCAAGGGUAAUUGUGUGUCCUUGAACAAUUUGCUGCGCUGCUGCAAAAUGAGCAUUUACGAGUUCAAGACCAAAAUUAAGCAGUGGUGCGACAUGGCCAACCUGCCGCAGGAGUUUGUCAACGAGAUUGAGGAUCUGGACCGCAAGUUCAGCAUCACAUUUAUGCUUCACAAGCGUUUUCGCAUUAUUAUGGACAUGAUCUUCUCGUGCCCGCCCAACGAGAAGAAGCACUCCAAGUACAUCUCUCUGCAUGGCAACCACGCCCACGGAAAGUGCUCGUACAUCAAGCUGGACGACAUCUGCUGGCGCCUGUUCCUCUGCGCCAAGAACCAGAAGCCGAGCAACACCGUAGACCUGGUGACAUCUUUCAAUCUGAUGAUUUGCUGCAUAGACCUGAUAUACAAUAAUGUGCUGGCCGAGAAGCGCACCGAUCUCAUCAACCCCAAGUUCGAGGGCCUGCCGAGCAACUGGACGGAGCUGGACUUUCGCCACAAUCCGCACUGCAUUUUGUCCAACUUCUGUGACAUGACCGAGGAGGCUAAAGCCAUGAAGGCCACCACCUUCCGCCAGAUCAUGUCGAGCUUCUUUCAGGCUUCGACUAUCUACGGAAACAAGGACACUAUGCUGGGCCUAUUGGCUAACGAAAACUUCGAGCGCAACCUGAAGUCCCUCAACAUCAGCUACGAGCAGUACGUCCUGAGCGUGGGCGAAUUCGACGAACGCAUUCUCAGUGCCUACGAUGCUGGGGAACACACUGCCCUCAACGACCAGUCCCUGCGUCCGCCGGUUACUCCGCUUACCCGCAAGCAAGAUCUUCCUGCGCAGCCCGCGAUGGCCGGCGAUAAAUUUGAACCCGUCCACAACGCCACCACCAACGUGAAGCAGCUGAGCGCCUUCGGACGGAUCACGGAACCUACGGACUUUGUCAAGCAAGCUGGCGAAGAGGUAAUCGCCAAACUGCUAAGCAUCAUCGAGGAGAUCGAGCAGAAAUUCCUCGCCAAGUACCCGUCAACGGAGGCGAAGAGUCGCUUCCAACUAGCGAAGUCCUUCUUCUUUUACCUGCUCGACCAGAUCCUGCAGGCGGAAAUUCGGAACAAGCCCGACAUCGAUCUCAAGCGACUGCUGGUGCAGAAGGUCUCCCUGGUCAUCUUUAACAUCACGCUGAUGGCCUGCUGCGUGGAGCUGGUGCUGGAGGCCUACAAAACGGAGCUCAAGUUCCCGUGGGUGCUCGACUGUUUCAGUAUUAGCGCGUUCGAGUUCCAAAAGAUCAUCGAGAUCGUGGUGCGGCACGGCUCGCACGAGGGCUGUUUGAACCGGUCGCUGAUAAAGCACCUUAACUCAAUCGAGGAGACGUGUCUGGAGCGGCUGGCCUGGGCGAGGAACUCGACUGUCUGGGAUAUGAUCGCCUCCGCCCAACUGCCGUUGCCCACGUGGCUCAUGGUUAACCUCGACCGCGCCGCCGGCGCCCUGCAGAUAUUCCUGCGCAAGGUGUACCUGCUUGGCUGGCUGCGCAUCCAGAAGCUGUGCUCGGAGCUGUCCCUGUGCGAGAAGACGCCUGAGAGCAUCUGGCACAUCUUUGAGCACUCGAUCACCCACGAGACGGACUUGAUGAAGGACCGCCACCUCGAUCAAAAUAUUAUGUGUGCAAUAUAUAUUUACAUAAGAGUAAAGCGAAUGGAGGACCCCAAGUUCAGUGACAUUAUGCGGGCAUAUCGCAAUCAGCCGCAGGCGGUGAACAGCGUCUACCGCGAGGUGUUCAUGGACAUCAACGAGGACGGCGAGCCAAAGGUUAAUGACAUCAUUCACUUUUACAACCACGCUUACGUGCCGCUGAUGCGGCAGUUCGUCAUCGACUACCUGAACGUAACUCCGGACGCGAGUGGCCGGGCUUCGGACCUACAGCUCUCCCCGCAUCCGAAGGAACGGGCCGCCCAGCCCAAGAAGGUGACCCAGAGCCACUCGCUGUUCGUGUCGCAGAUGUCCAAGAACGAGAUACAGCAGUCGCCCAACCAGAUGGUCUACAGUUUCUGCCGCAGCCCCGCCAAGGACCUCCAAGCUAUGAACGAAAAGGUACGCGGCGGCAAGCGCAUGCUGAGCUUUGGUGACGAUCCUGGACUAGGUGGCGUUGUGGAGGCGAAGCGCCCGCACAUCAGCCAGGUCAAGGUCGUCAUGGACGACCCGGAUCUGCAGUCAGCCGAGCAGCAGCCUGCUGUUACCACGGAGGGUGGCGUAGGGGGCGAAGGAGGAGAACAAGAGACAUAGACACGGGGCUUAUGGGGGCAGACUAGACUUAAGGUUUAAAAUCCGGCGCCGAAGGCCACACACUGGCCCCUCCGGCGCACGUUCGACUAUUUUAUGAUUGUUUUUUUUUAAAUAUUAACACUUAAAUUGACAUUUUAACUUAAAUUCAACAAACUAUUUUAGUGCAUCUUUUAAUUUUGCUUAACGCCAGCCAACCAUUUAAUUCAUAUGCUAACCCAAUACUUGGAAAUAGUUGUAGUAUAUACUUGAUCACCAUACACAUCCAUCGGUUGCGGCUUCCCGCGAUCUAAAAAAA
This is a messenger RNA of Drosophila sechellia, 2833 nucleotides long. It is a transcript of the gene Rbf, whose product is annotated as Retinoblastoma-family protein. The record is from RefSeq and is a predicted model, not a curated record. Gene Ontology annotation, molecular function: RNA polymerase II transcription regulatory region sequence-specific DNA binding. The transcript has 8 exons. NCBI's taxonomy places the organism in Eukaryota, Metazoa, Arthropoda, Insecta, Diptera, Drosophilidae. Gene Ontology annotation, cellular component: chromatin; transcription regulator complex; nucleus. Bases 1 to 2538 code for a protein of 845 amino acids. Gene Ontology annotation, biological process: negative regulation of G1/S transition of mitotic cell cycle; regulation of transcription by RNA polymerase II; cell differentiation.